UCCCCGGGAGCCCCUGAAGGCAGCAGCAGGAGGAGGAGGAUGGAACCCUGGCAACGCUGUCACAAAGCUAACGUUAUCCGUGCUAAGCCCUGUGAACGCACCAGCUUUGUCAACAUGCACCUACGUCUUCAUCAAGGCUCGCCGACGUUCAAUAUUCACUCCGUAGCUUCCUCUAAAGCCUGUUAACGAGUUUACGAUGGCCUUUUUCAACGAGCCGAGCUAGCGAAGUUUUUUCUUUUUCUUUCGUCGUAGCCCAAAUCAGUGGAGCAGCUAACCAGAACGAGUUGUUUGUUAGCUUAAAGCUGGCUUUGGUGAACAUGGCGAUUGUGUCUGGCUCCUGCGCCCGGGUGAACGGCUCCAGAAACGGGCCUUCCCCGUCGUCGGCCACGCCGUCCGGAUCCGUCGCGCAAUCUCAGCCCAUGAUCGCGGUGUGGGAAUGGCAGGACGACCUGGGCUACUGGCGGCCUUACAGCGGCCAAGUGAGCGCCCACAUCGAGCGGUGUCUGUCCCCGCGGGGCCAGAGAGCAGCGGGACCCGGCGCGACGAGCAUCUGCCUCGGACAAUCAGACCCCAGCCUGUCGCCGUAUCUCAUUGACAUACCGAGCUUGAAACAGUUUCGACAGGACACCGGGAAGACGAGGUCAGUACGCCGGUCCCUGUUCGCCCAGUCCUCAGGCCUCGGCAGUGGUGUUUACUGGGAGUGGAUCAACGACGAAGGGGGGUGGACUCCGUACGAGACUCGCACCUCCAUCCUUCUGGAGCACAGCUACCAGGCCCGCCAGGGCACUGCGGACCUGGGCCCGCACGGAUACAACUACAUCGUGGACCUUACGUCUCUGGCCCAGGUGAACAAAGCGACGGGGUUCAGACGGCAGGUCCGGCGGCAGUGCAACCUCCCCUACCCGCUGGCCUCGUCCGGGCCCCCGGCCAUCCCCUCCAGCGCCUCGGGCCCCUCGGGCCCCUCCUGCUCCUGCCAGCAGUGCUUGAGCCACAGCAGCACGGGACCCAUGCCCAGCCGCUCGCGCCACUCCUUUUCGUCGGGCAGCCUGAACCGGCCCAGCCUCCAGGCGACGGGGAGGGCCGCGGCGACUCACCCCGCUUCGGUCUACUCGCCGUACCCGAGGAGACCCCUCUCCGUGGGGGGGAUGUCCUGGGGCAGCCCCUGGCCUCCGCCGCCGUCCGCCAGUCAGCUGUCUGCACCCCUAAUGGCCAGCUCUGCCAGCGCCAACGGGCUAAGUGUCCCUUCCAUCGCUGUGCAGCUGAAUGGAUCCACCAGCGUGAGCUCUGCCCUCGCAGGCAUGGCCUCCAUUUUGAUGUCAGCGGUGGGACUCGGCGUGCACUUCACCACUGCCCCCCUCCCUCAGCAUCAGCAUCAGCAGCAGCAGCAGCAGCCGCCGCCGCCACAUCAGCUACAGCCGCUACAGCCGCCUGCUCCCUUCUCGCUUCCUCCUCCUCUCCUCCCCCCUGCCAGCAGGCCCAGCAAGCCCCCCAGCAGCAGCAGCAGCAGCAGCAGUUCAGUUAGGAGAGCAAAGAGGCAGCACAGGAGAGCCUCGGCGCAGAGACCCGAGGACGUGAUUCAGCGCUACAUGGAGGUAGUGGCCGGCGUGCAGGAUGAGGACUGCAUCAUCUGCAUGGAUCAACUGUCCAACCCGUCCGGCUACGAGACGCAGCCCACAGAGGAGGGGGGGCACAGCAUCCUGCCCGACACCGUGGGGAAAUUCAUCAAGUGUGGACACACCCUGCACAUGCUCUGCAUGCUGGCCAUGUACAACAACGGAACCAAGGACGGCAGCCUGCAGUGUCCCUCGUGUAAGACAAUCUACGGAGAGAAGACCGGCACGCAGCCCAAAGGCAAGAUGGAGAUCUACAGCAUCGCCCAGUCGCUGCCCGGCCACCCGGACUGCGGCACCAUCCAGAUCAUCUACAGCAUACCGCCGGGCCUGCAGGGCCCGGAGCACCCCAACCCGGGUCAGCCGUACACCUGCAGAGGCUUCCCCCGCUUCUGUUUCCUACCCGACAACGACAAGGGCAGGAAGGUGCUGGAGCUGCUGAAGGUGGCGUGGAUGCGGCGCCUCAUCUUCAUCGUGGGGACGUCCAGCACCACCGGCGAGCCCGACACGGUGGUGUGGAACGGCAUCCACCACAAGACGGAGAUGCUGUCCAACAUGUCGGGCCACGGCUACCCGGACCCCAACUACCUGGACAACGUCCUGUCGGAGCUGGCGUCUCAGGGCGUGACGGAGGACUGCUUCAAGCCUCCGGGCGGCGGCGGCGGCAGCUAGGUCACAGCGCCGAGCUUCACGCCGCAGAUAAGAUCCACUUCCCUCGGACCAGCUGGACCUUCUGCAGCCUCCGUCGAUUCAGCAUCUGCCCAAACCUCACGGAGAGAGCCCAGCGGGGAGGGGCGCGAGAGCCGAUUGGAGGUCUCAUUCUCCACCACAUUCCUGCUCAUCACAUGAUCCCGGAGGCUGAACUUCAUCUCCUUUUUUUUAAUACAUGUGUAUACAUAUAUAAAACAAGAAAAGCCCCCCUCAGCCUGGAGACUUGUGUCUGUUGGGUCCAGCCAGCGCCAACAUGGCCGCUCUCAUCUCUCAUCAAGCACUUUAGCUCUGAUUUUACUUUUUCACUGCAAUAUAUUAAAAGUCAUGCACUUGGGGUGGAAACGUGUCCUCAGCCAGAAAUCACUAAAAAGAGGAAAAAGCGAGUGGCGUUUCUUUUUUGAUUUGCUUUUCACAAGUUGGAAAACACUGGAAAAACAUCCGUCUACAUCUGCGUUAUUAAUGUUAGAAAAGCAAUGGAGGCUCUACGUAUUAACACAAAGGUUCACAGAGCACGUGACUAAUCAAUCACGGCUUCCUAGUUGCUCCGAGGAGCUCAGAAUUUAAUGUUUUUUUUUUUUUACACAAUGUGUUUAAUCUGUUUUUUCGGGGGGGGGCGGAAUUUGAAAUGAGACCCGUAGAAUAAAAUGCUGUUAGUGAAACGUAACCAUUUAAAGCGUAGUGAGGGAGCACAGGGACAAUGAAAAGAAGAUUUCUGGCUCCAGAGGUCAAAGGGCAGGUCGGUUCCAGAUUGGGAGGUUAUGCAAUCAAAAGACAACCUGACACUAUAUAAAUAUAUAUAUAUAUAUAUUCAUGUGUAUAUAUAUAUAAGCCGGUCUGAUGAGAAGAGGCAAUACUGAUGUGAAACACCAUUUAACAGAUUGGAUCAUCUGUCGUUAUAUUUGACUCCCGAACAUCAAUCGGUAAGCGGAUGUUCAACGUGGCCACACAUUGGGAGGAGAGAGACCUCAGUGCUAAAAAAAAAAUAGAAAAGGCUAAACACUUGACAGUGUGACAAUCAAGGUCAUCGAACUUAAACAAGACGCAUGCAGCCCCCCCUCCGCUGGCUGUGAGCUCACUUCCUGUUACACGUCGAACUGAGUCGCUGAAAUAAAAAAAAAAGAGGCAAACUGAACCGCGACUCUUGACUUCAUCCAUUUGGGAAGAGAAAGAGGGGGGCUCUUAUACUCCGAUUUCCUGUCGAUUAAACACCCCGCUGUAAAAGAAUAAGAAACUGCCGACAAAGUGCAAAGUGCAAGGCAACACAUUUUAAUUGAAAGGCCUAAUUGGCGUUAAGGUACAGCGUUAUUACACAUCGUCAUCGCAGUAAUAACAUACCUUCCUUUCCUUUACAUGAUACAUUCAGGCUGACUUUAAAAUGACAUAUUGUACAAUAUGUUAAUGUGGCGCUAACAUAAAAAGGCCGUGUUCGGAGCGUGUUUUUUUCCACGUUCGACCCGUCGGGCAAAAUGAGUCCUUUUCGUUUCUUAAUUUCCUUUUAAUCAAGGAUCCGUUUGAUCUGAUUCCAGCGGAGAGACGCGUUAGUGUUGUGAGCUGCAUCACAGAAUCAUGUAUUUUACAUCCCUGCACAUCAUGUUAUAUUUCAAUAAAUAUAAUAAAU
Molecule: messenger RNA, 3939 nt
Organism: Pungitius pungitius (ninespine stickleback)
Lineage: Eukaryota; Metazoa; Chordata; Actinopteri; Perciformes; Gasterosteidae
Gene: dtx2
Product: deltex 2, E3 ubiquitin ligase
Exons: 9
Coding region: 318-2282 (654 amino acids)
Biological process (GO): Notch signaling pathway; protein ubiquitination
Cellular component (GO): nucleoplasm
Molecular function (GO): ubiquitin protein ligase activity; zinc ion binding
Source: RefSeq, a predicted model, not a curated record